This is a messenger RNA of Dentiscutata erythropus, 768 nucleotides long. NCBI's taxonomy places the organism in Eukaryota, Fungi, Glomeromycota, Glomeromycetes, Diversisporales, Gigasporaceae. The record is from the annotation of a GenBank genome assembly.
AUGACUGAAAAUAUUAAUAUUCGACGAGACGAUGAUAUUAAUGAGGAUAUUAACGAGGAUGACUCUCGUUAUUUCAUCCCCGUCACUGAAAGUGAUACGGAUCGCGAUUUAUUGUUCCAUUAUGUGUUCAAGUCUGUCCUUAAAGGAAACUAUAUCAGCCCUAUUGAUAAGUCCACCCUGAAGUUAUGGUGGUGGCUCUUGGAUGAUGGAAAUGGCAACCCUCGUACUCCUGAGGCGGUCUAUCCUAAUAAUUGUACUUUUGAGAAAGGUGACUUUCUCAAAAAACUUCCUUAUCCAGACAACAUGUUUGACUUGGUUCACAUUAGAUUGACAUUAGUUUGGCUUCCUAUCGGUAACUUACUCGAGGAAAUUGCUAGAGAUCAAGAUGUUUCGUCUUGUCCAGUUAAUGCCGGUCCACUAAUGACCUGCUUAGUUAAGGCUUGGAAAGACAUUCAAGUCUCGAAAAAUAUCGAUGUUGAUCUCUUGGCUAACUUGGAUCAAAUAUUGAUUAAAAAAGGAUUUGAAGAUGUCCAAACCAAAAAAUAUCCCGUACCAAUGGGAAAAUGGGCCGGCAUGGUUGGUGAAUUUUUCCUGUCGGCAUUCAAACUGUUCACUAUCAGUACUGCCUCGCUCACCUCUGGCCAUUUAGGCCACCUAAGCCUUCAAACUGAAGAUGAGUAUGCUGAACUGGUUCAGAAACUUGGAGCUGAAUGUGAAGAAUAUCAACCUGUCAUUAGCAUUCAUGCCGGGUUCGCCAAAAAAAUUUAA